Molecule: messenger RNA, 435 nt
Organism: Aspergillus aculeatinus CBS 121060
Lineage: Eukaryota; Fungi; Ascomycota; Eurotiomycetes; Eurotiales; Aspergillaceae
Exons: 1
Coding region: 1-435 (144 amino acids)
Molecular function (GO): protein binding
Source: RefSeq, a predicted model, not a curated record
AUGUCCGACUCACCAGACGGUCCCUCCAUAAGGGAAGAAGGGCGCCCUCAAUGUUCUCAGGACGAAGAAAACUCGCUGCCGUCCCAUGCGUCUACCGUAUUUCACACUCCGGAGAUCCUGAAGAUGAUCCUGCUAGACCUGGAUAUGCUCACAUUGCUGAUUUCACGUCGCGUGUGCCACACGUGGAACGAAAUGAUCAAGUCCUCGCUCAGAAUUCAACAGGCGUUAUUCUAUAUCCCACUUGAGAGCAAGCCACCAGACCAGCAAGCUAUGAAGAACCCGCUCGUGGUUGACAAGAUAUGGUUCGACUUUCUCAGAAAAGAACUUGACUCGCGGUUCAGAGUCUUCGUUCCUCUCUGUAGGGGAAAUUGCCAGAUUCCCCGCAUCGCGUCCGAAAAAAGGGAGAAGGCGUAUAUGCGUGCCGAGGCGAGUUGA